CAAUCACGAAGAUGUGUGAUGUAAACAAGGAAGUCGGUAGUGAAAUAGAAAGGGAGAUUUCAGUCUGUGAGGAGAUGACACGGAGCAGAGUUCCUGUUUCAUGCCUCAUAUAAGCCUACAGAAUGGAGGAGAGACACAAAAGGAUUCUCCAACGCAAUAGGGUCAAUCUCGUGAGAGACCUGAACCCAUCAGAUAUGUAUGAUGGACUUCUGUCAAAAGGAAUCUUUACUCAAGACAUGAUCGACGAGAUAAAGAGAUCAGGAACCAGACGAGACCAAGCCAGACAGUUGGUUCGAGACCUGGAGACUCGAGGGAGUCGGGCCUUCCCAGCUUUAAUAGAGUGCCUUCGUGAGAAAGGGCAGCAUAGCCUGCCAGAUCUCCUGUUGGCGGGGGAACCACAGAGCCAGCCUCUACCUCUGCCUGUCCAUGUCCGGACAGUUGUUAGGCCUUUGCCAGUUUACUCUCAUAUGGACACUGUGGUAACCCCUGUCUAUCCAAGUCAACCAGUUAGGCCUUUGCCUAUUACCCCUGUCUAUCCAAGUCAACCAGUUAGGCCUUUGCCUACGCCUACCACUCCCAGUUUAUCCCCUGAAAGGGAGUUUGGAAAACCCAGGGCAACAGGAAGAGUUAGACGUGACAGUAUUCAGAGUUAUAAGAUGGAUGCCAGCCCCUGUGGACACUGCCUGAUCAUAAACAAUGUCGAUUUUGAGCCUCAGUCAGAGCUGAAUAACCGCACAGGGUCCAACAUAGACUGCGACAAACUGGAGAGAAGAUUUCAAUCCCUUAACUUUAUUGUCCUUGUCAAGAGAAACCUGAAACAGAAUCAAAUAAGGCAGGAGCUAUCAGCUUUGUCCAAGAAGGAUCAUUCACAAUAUGAUUGUUGUGUGGUGAUCAUGUUAUCACAUGGGACGGAGGUAAGUCACAAUCGCUUCCCUGGUGCAGUGCAUGGAGUGGAUGGGCCCAAUGUCCCAGUUCAGCUCAUCACAAACUACCUCAAUGGUCAGAACUGCCCAUCCCUACAGGGCAAGCCCAAGCUCUUCUUCAUCCAGGCCUGUGGGGGAGGUGAGAGAGACACAGGCUUUGAGGUGACUCCUGACGAGGAUAGGCCUUGUAUUGGAGGAACAGAUGACCAGACGGACGCCAUGCCCAUGUCCUCCAGCAGUGACUCUCUGAGCACUCCGUCUGAUGAGCCAGACGCUAGGGCCACACUGCCCACACCUAGUGACAUACUGGUGUCCUACUCCACCUUCCCAGGUUACGUCUCCUGGAGAGAUACACAAGCUGGCUCCUGGUAUGUAGAAACACUGGAUAACGUCUUAGAAGACAAUGCUGCCGCUAAUGACCUGGUCACCAUGUUAAUGAUGGUAAACAAUGAAGUUUCACAAAACUCAGCCAAAGGCCUCUACAAACAGAUGCCUGGUUCCUUUAACUUUCUACGCAAACUUCUCUACUUUCAAGUCCUGCCCUGCCAGAGACCAAUCCAGGCAUGACGACACUCUCAGGAAAUAUUUGUCUCUUCAUGUGCCAUUAAAAAAAAUAUCCUCUA
Molecule: messenger RNA, 1546 nt
Organism: Salvelinus sp. IW2-2015
Lineage: Eukaryota; Metazoa; Chordata; Actinopteri; Salmoniformes; Salmonidae
Product: caspase-9
Biological process (GO): apoptotic process; positive regulation of neuron apoptotic process; proteolysis
Cellular component (GO): cytoplasm
Source: RefSeq, a predicted model, not a curated record